GAUAAAUUGUAGGCGUACAUAUAUAUAUAUAUAUAUAUAUAAUUAUUUAAAAUAUAAAAGGCAAUUAGUCCAAUAGCAUAUUGUUAAUGUAUGUUCCUAUUUUACUAGCAAAUUUUAUAUUUAGGGGCAUAUUAUGGUAACAAUGGGUUAUUCGAAAAAGGUGUACAUUUUAUUUUUUUCAAUUUUUAUUCUUAAGGUAAGUUGUAUAAGUGAUGACGAAAUAAAUGAAUUUGCAACCCAUCUACAAGAUGACAUAAAAAAAGCUCAAAAUGGCAAACUUGCAACAGAUAACUCAAAAUUUAAACCUGAUAAAGAUGAGGAACCAGAAGAUUUUGGAGAAUAUGAUUUUAUUAUAGUCGGAUCUGGCGCAACAGGGUCGACUUUAGCUUAUAGACUGUCAGAAGAGAAGAAGUUUAAAAUAUUGCUGUUAGAGGCAGGGGGCUUUCCAGACAACUUUACUUCAGUCCCGUUUACCAUAGAUUUAAGUCAUUUUACAAAGUUUAAUUGGGGAUAUAAAAGUGUUCCACAAAAAUAUUCAUGUUUAGGAAUGAAUAAUGCAGAGUGUAUCAUUCCAAGAGGCCAAGGUUUGGGUGGCACAACUUUGAUUAAUGGGCUUAUGUACGUAAGAGGCUACCCAACGGAUUACAUUAAAUGGGCUAAUAUGGGAAAUCCUGGAUGGUCCUAUAAAGAUGUAUUGCCAUUAUUUAAAAAAACUGAAGAAAUGGUAAAAAACAACCCUGAAGCUCAGGUAUAUUGGCCAGUUCAUGGAAAAAAUGGUCCACUACAUACAGAAUAUUACCCUACUACCGAUCCACAAUUAACUGGUUGGUAUAAUGCUCAAAAAUCGUUAGGUUUUUCCUUUUCGGAUCCAAAUGGUCCAUGGCAAAUUGGAUAUGGCCCGAAACCUGUUCAAAUUAAACAUGGUAGAAGGUUUGACUGUGGAACAGCUUUUGUCUUGCCAGUGUUGGAUAGACAAAAUUUAAAAGUACAAACUCACAGUUUGGUUACUAAGAUUUUAUUAGAGAAGUCAUCUGCAGAGGGUGUAUUAUUUUCAUAUAACCGCAAAAUAUAUAAGGCCAAAGCAAAGAGAGAAGUAAUAGUAUCUGGUGGAGCUAUAAAUUCACCUCAGCUUUUAAUGCUUUCUGGAAUUGGUCCAGAACAUCAUUUAACGGAAAAAAAUAUUAAAGUAAUAAAAAAUCUACCUGUUGGUAAAACUUUUAAGGAGCAUCCUGCUUACUAUGGAUUAGUGUUUAGUUCAAAUUACAGCGAGCCUGUAAAAACUUUUAAUGAUUAUGUUAGGGAUUUAUUAGUUAAUGAAAAGGGACCUUUAACAGUACCCGGGUCAUUUAAAGGAAUGGCGUUUUAUAAAUCAAAGUACGAAAAACUUCCAACCACACCUGAUAUGGAAUUUCUAUUUACCGGUGCUAACUGCUCCACGCCAUUCAUGAAAAAAGGAUUUAAUUUAAAAGAAGAAACAUACAAUGCAAUUUAUGCACAGGUUGAACCAAAAAGUUGUUUUCAAAUUAUACCGGUUGCCCUUCAUGUAAAAUCUAACGGUUUCGUUAGGCUUGAAACUGAUAGUCCUUAUGAUUUUCCUUUGAUAAAUCCUAAUCAUUUAGCUGAAAAAAUUGAUGAAGAUACACUUUACGAAGGAAUAAAACAAAUUCUAAAAUGGAUUGAAACCAAACCCUUUCAAAAAAUUAAUGCCAAAUUAGGUGUUGAACCUCUACCAGCCUGUAAAAAACACGAAUUUAAAUCAAAGGAUUACUGGUAUUGCACUUUGGGUCAAAUAACGUACAACAUGUACCAUCCUGUUGGUUCCAAUCCAAUGGGUCCCAAUCCUAAGACAUCAGUUGUCGACCAUGAGUUGAAAGUACAUGGAAUUAAAAACUUAAGAGUUGCUGAUGCCAGCGUCUUUCCAUUUACAUUAUCAGGACACCCAGUGGCUCCUUGCGUUAUGAUCGGUGAUAAGUUGGCCGAAUUAUUAAAAAGUUAUUACAAAUAAUGAAAAUUCAAAUUAUUAUGUACUUAAUUAUUAUAAAAAUAAAUACUUAAAAAGUUUA
Molecule: messenger RNA, 2063 nt
Organism: Brassicogethes aeneus
Lineage: Eukaryota; Metazoa; Arthropoda; Insecta; Coleoptera; Nitidulidae
Source: the annotation of a GenBank genome assembly